Homalodisca vitripennis (glassy-winged sharpshooter) is the source of this 2846-nucleotide messenger RNA. RefSeq lists its product as uncharacterized. The transcript has a single exon. NCBI's taxonomy places the organism in Eukaryota, Metazoa, Arthropoda, Insecta, Hemiptera, Cicadellidae. The coding region runs from base 55 to 858 and encodes 267 amino acids. The record is from RefSeq and is a predicted model, not a curated record.
GAUUCAGAACAAAUUCAGUUACUUGGUGAAUUCCAUGAGAGUUUGGCCAGAAAAAUGAAACUGGUCUGUAACUUAUUCUUGUGUUUGUGUGCUGUGUCAGUGCAUGGGUUCUCCAUGUCUAUGAGGGAUGUGGGUAUUACAAGAGAUAUUCACAGUGUGGCUUCAUCGCUGAACGAUAUCUUCAAGGAAUCUUUUGAACUGAUGAUCGGCUCUCUUGGGAAACAUGGAGUUUAUUAUUUGUCCGAGUUUAGACAGGUAUUUAACUGUGGGAAAACGGGCGAAGAGAUGAAACAGUUUGACUUUCAUGCCUCCAACGGAUGGUUGAAGAAUCCCACAAUAAAAGCGGCAGAUGGGAUGGAUGCUGGAGCAUUACGAAAGUAUAAAGUUCCACUAGCACCUAACAUGCGUGAAAUCCUUCUUGUCUGUGUUGAGUGCUUAGAAGUAUCUGCUGAAUCAGUAAAUUUCUGCUACGAGGCAACUUUUGAUGGAAGGAAUGUCUCCGGGACCAUCACCAGUGGACCAGUUCUUUACAAGCUGAGUCUGCAGAUGAGGAUCACACAAACGCUCAAUGGAGGUGAGAACGAUGAUGUGCCACCAUGUAAGGUAACUCUUGGUGAAAGAAGCUUUGAACUCAGCGAACACAGCAACCUUGAGGCUGAAGUGAGGGGACUGCGCUCUUUCAACUUUGCCACAAACCUCAUCGACACUUGGCUCAGGGAACAUCUCAACACUACAAUAAGGGCGAACCUAGAAAAAAGGCUUCUCACAUCACUGGACAAGGUGAUGGCUAGACAUGAGGUCUGUGAGGAGUUUGUCACUGAGACUGUAGAGAGAUUAAAAGUAAUACACUCAACGUAGAUAAAAAUUAUAUCUCAACUCUUAUUACAUAUCUAAAUUUUAUUUUUGUACAUCCAGAAAAUCAUUUCAUAAAAAUUCCUAAUUUUAUGAUUUACAGAGUUUACAUAUUGAUAAAUACUGUUUUAUUUAAAUAUUUUAAACCACUAAAAAUCAAAGAAAUGUAAUGUUAAUAUUAACAUUGUUACCAAAAUUGUACUUAAAUUAGCACCAAAUGAUACAUACAGGGUGGCACAUAUGUCAGUUUUCCCAGAAGAGAAAUUUAAAGGUGUUAUAGGUUAAUUGCAUUUUAAGGCAAGAAUCAAAUUCAUUAUAUGAAAUUAAUUACAUAUUACCAUAAAAUGUUAUAGCAGUUGUUCAAAAUGUCCACCUUGAUUUUGUAUACACUUUAUACGACUGAGAACAGAAUCACAAAUUUUUAGCAAUAAAGGUUUAUCGUUAUUUACAAGUUCAAAUGCAUUUCUAAUUAGAUUUCUGAGUUUGUCAAGAUUUUGUGGUUUUGAAGCAUUCACAGUCUCUUUUAUAAUGCCCCACAGUGAAAAAUCAUAUGGAGUCAGGUCUGGCGAGCGCGCAGGCCAGUUGAUUGUACCAUGGCGACCAAUCCAUUCACUAAAUGUGUUAUUUAAAAAAUCUCUGUUAUUUAAACUUGGAUACCGAAAUGUGCUGGGGCACCAUCUUGUUGCCAGGUGAGGGAAUGAAUAUUGAAAACAGGAUUGUUUCUGAGCUCGGGAACUACUACUUCUUGCAGCAACCUUUAGUAACUUUCUGAGUUAACAUUUCCUUGAAGAAAAUAAGGACCAAUCAGUGCAGUACUCGAAAUACCUCCCCAUACCAUAACACCAGUCACAAUGAGUUCUGUUUGGAUUGCAAUAUGAGGAUUUACAUCUGCUGCUAUGUCGAUUAACAUGUCCAUUUAGUUUGAAACAUGUCUCAUCACACUACAAAACUGAUCGCAAGAAAUUUGGAUCAGCCGCUGAACGGAUAAUUAUUCCAAUCGCCUAUUGGAAUCAUCCUCGUGAAGCGCUUGGAGUAAAGAUGGACGGUAUGGCUUAAAUUUUAAUUGCUUUAACAUUUUUACACGCUUCUUCUUGAUAUUUCUAGUUUAGCAUAUGCCUUAUGAGUCGAUUUACCUUAAAUAGCUACAAAAACCUGAGCAACUGUCUGCAGGUUUUCUUCAUUGCAAAUUGAUCAAAGUGGACAACCACACUUCGGGGCAUUUAAAACGCUUCCUGUGUUUUCAAAUUUCUUAUUUAACUUCCGCAUAUAGUGUGGAGUGGGUAUCGCAAUACCUGGAUAUUUACCACUAAAUUCUUCAAAUAUUAUGGCAGUAUUUUUAUUAUGCUUCCACCACAACUGAAGGAUGUCAACCCAUUGUUAGGUUGUAAACAUUUUAAGGACACACACAAACAAAUAACAGAUGCAAAGAGCAUCACUUUACAAUAGCCACUGGAACAGACAACAAUGAACUUACUCUGUGUUGCUGCCAACUUAACAUUGUUACCAACCUAUCAAAACAAAAUACCACAAUUUAUGAGAAAACUGAUAUAUGCACCACCCUGUAUAGUUAAGCUGAAAUUGAGUCAACCAUAGAGAAAUGACCUUGAGUUUUAUUCUACAAGAACAAUCUAAACCUCAAAUAUGCCCUUAUUUUUGGUUGUAUAAUAAUUGUUGAAGAUGACUCAUUUUAAAGGCACGAGUAAUAAUCGUAAAUCCAAACACUAGUUUAUUGAUAUUUUUAUUUGUUAUUCAGAAAAAGUUUUUUUUAUAAACCCUAAUUCACAUUAUUUUAACAAUUAUUAUUUUAUUGCUUUAUUAAUAAAAUUAUAAAGAAAUAUAAUGUAGUGGUUUGAUAAAUAGUUGUAUUUAUUAAAUUAGUUUAUGUACAUUAUUUGAUUUUCUUCUGACUGUGUUCAUUCAGUUUAUUACCAUGAUCAUUUAAAAUUAAAAUAAUUUUGUAUAGUAAAAUAAAGAAUACUUUAUUUUAAAAUGUU